Molecule: messenger RNA, 1285 nt
Organism: Xylaria bambusicola
Lineage: Eukaryota; Fungi; Ascomycota; Sordariomycetes; Xylariales; Xylariaceae
Exons: 4
Coding region: 441-1103 (220 amino acids)
Source: RefSeq, a predicted model, not a curated record
CCAGGUAGCCAGUUUAGCACCUGCGACACAGCGCCAGUUAUUCAGUGGCUGGGCACGCCAGGUGACCCAGUAACCCCACGAUAAAGCCACAAGCGCCCCGCAUCCUUCGACAGCGCGAUAAGGCCCUCCACAUCUACUACAGUAUGUACUGUAGGCUAGGUACCUACUCCUUUAGGUAGGAAGGGACUAUACUACAGUCCACAAGCUGUAUGAAGCUCCAUCCUUUUUGAAGUGAGUAGCGUCAUGAUGAUGACAUCACAUCUUCUGGAUCACGAUUGAUACCAUGACAUUGUAUAAAGCUGUUGGCGUUGAAUUGUAAUCAUCUGAAAGUCCUGUAAUCAAAUUUGAAGAGUAAAUAAUUCAUCAAUAUCAAUUCUAAUUGGUGUUGAGCUCGCAUUAUAUCAAAAACAAAAACUCAUCGUUAGCCAUAUAUCAUCACCAUGGUUGGCCUUCGCCUCACUCACUCUAUGAGAGCCCUACGGGCUACUACUCGGACAGGAGCUCUGCACACACAGCAACGCACCUUUAUUGCAGCUUCCCCUCUUCGGGCACACCAAGGCUACGGUGAUGGCAAAGGGGAUCCCGUAGCAGAGCACCCAGAGAAACAGCCUGCGCACACCAAAGCCCAAGAAUCUUCAGAGCACCCCGGGCCCGCCCCUCCAGAUGUCGGCCAGGGAUCCUCCAGUGCCUCCACCAAGAGGUCCUUUUCCGAUAGUAUGAAGAAGGCGGCCUCGAAUGCUGGAUCACCCGAGGAGCAAGCCAGCGCACAGUCCGGUGGCUCCAGGUCGAAAGAAGCCGCCGAGACCGGCAGCAGCCCAACUGGAGGUGAGAUUCCUGAAAACGGGGUUGGAACAGCAAAGGGAGGUGAGGCUCUGAAGGGACCACAAGGCAAAAACGCGCCGCAGCCCAAGAUCCUGAACCAAUCGACCAACUCGGUGAAAUCUGGCUUAACAGAUGAACAGAAGAGGGAAGUCGAAAGGCAUAAUCAAGAUUUCGAAAAUAAGCACGACAGGGCCGAGUCGGCCCCUCACGAUAAAGUCGAUAAGAAGUUCUGGUCAGGAGUCGGCGGCCGAACAGGUGGUGAGAAUGAUUGGAAUGCGUAAAGGUGAUAGCCUCCAGGGGAUGACCAUGAGGUGUUAAUACUUGUAAAUAGAAUUAACUUAAUUAUGGUAGCAAUGAAGCUUCCAACGAAUAUAUCUUGAAAACAGUUGGCUUGGGGUAACAUUUUGUAACUAGGUUUAGGUAGGGACUUACCAGGUUAGUCCAUAGCAGUACCUAAGUGGCA